AUGGCCACCGAAGACGACAACGACCCGCUCCACAGACUGCAGAAUCUGCAGCGCGACCUGAACGCUGCCAAUGAAGCUCGCCUAGCCAACAUUGAACGCCUGGCCGCUGAGCUUGAAAGCAGCGCCGAUAAUCUGCGGAGACUGCUAGAGAGGAACAAGAAGAGUCAGGCCAGCCGCGAUGCCCUGACGCCCGAUACCCUGACGAUUGGAGAGACACAAUAUCGCAUCACCGAGCCGUUUCGCUUGAAUGUAAAACAGGUGUCCGAUGCCUUGAACCUGGACGAACUGGAAGCUGCGCAGCUGUGCAUUAGGUCGCAGUUUCCUGAUGAGGACAAUCAGCAUGGUGCAGCCUUAUCUAUGAGGGCGGUGCUCCGCUUUCACGAGGAGCGAUUCGUGUUGCUGGACUGUUUGCGCAUUCUCCUUCUGCUGGGCAACGGCGACGAGCACACCGCAGAGGCGUACAAGGAGGCAGUGAAAGAGUUGUUGCAGGGCGAGGGUGGGGGACCCACGCAGACAUCUGCAUUCUGGCGCAAGUGCACCGAUGGCUUGGGCGACAUUGAAGGCUUCAUUGCCGACUUGGCUGCCCUGGACAACAAGAUGAUGCAGACAGGUCAAAAGCAGCAGGACGAUGAUGUAGCGUGGGUGCUCUCGCAGAGGCUGCUAUUGACUCGACAACACGAAUCCCUCGCUGCGGUCAUGACCUACCUCCUGCCACGGGGGUAUGUAGCACCAGAGGAUUAUCGCAGCUUUUUAAGCCAUGCUGCUGCUCUUGAAGCCCCGGCCGACAUUACAACACACUACCUACCAAUAUUAGCAAGCGGCGCUGCCCACUUUGCGGAAGAGCGCAACGAGGCCGCUGUUCGCGGGAUUCACAGCUUAUUUGCAACCGGGCCUGGCCAGCUACAGUGGAAGCAGUCACAAUUCAAAGCAGCUGCGAUCGUGAUCUGGCUAGCCGAGUACAGCGGAACAUUUCCAACUCCUGGAGCCACCGACUCUGCUGGGGAUGCAAGAACAGAUUUGUUCUUCGAUGCGUUGACCGACGGAGCGUUCUCGUUCAUCCUCGGAGCUGCAUCGUUCUUGAAGCCUGUGGUAUGGCACGAUCCAGCUCGAGUGGCCAUAACAGACUUCCUGAUCGGUUCCACUGUUGUCAUGCCCGCAGACGCUCCGCGUGCCCGAGCAGACUUUGCGGCACUGACCAUGGCCGAGCUUCAAACCUUCACUGAGGCAUUCGUCACAAACAUGCCAGACGCGCUGCGGAGACUGCGCUCUACGGAGGAUGAGAAAAGACGCAAUUUGCUGUCACAGUCGGCAAAUGGUGCUGGUCAAACUGAGCUUGAACUGGAGCGAUUCAUGGUCAUCAUGGCGUACGCGUAUCAACAUGACGCCGAGGCUGCCAUGGACUUCUGGUCAGAUCGAGAAAGCAACCUUUACGGUUUCCUGCGGUGGGUGUCCCAACGAUUGCCGACCCCGAGAGUCGCAGCGUUCUGUCUACUACUCAGAUCUAUCGCGUGCGACGACAAAUCUGCGGACACAGCUCAUCGCUUCCUGCUUGAAGACAGUACCAUGACCUCGGGCAAGUUGCGGAAAAGUUACGCAGUCAGUUGGGCUCAAAUAUUCAACGAACUUGAAGUAUACGUCUCGUCGUUGAAGGAUCGACCAUCUGCCCCCCAGGGCGCUUUGGGCCCAGACCGUGCGGCCGGUGAGCUCUUGCUUGAAGAACCAGAGACUGGCAUUAUGCUAGACGCGUAUUUGGGCUUGACAGCUCACAUUUGUCGUUCAAGCCCCGAGGCAAGACAAUGGCUCCUCAAAGAACAGACUUUCCACUUGGGUGAAGUCAUGUUCAAGCUGGCACAGAGCGCCACAGAAGCACGCAUCCGCGCAUGUUGCUUGGACGUACUGGCCGCGCUCUUGACAGACAAUGUCGUCGAGGUUCGUAAUGGCAUGUGGGUACUUCUGGACACUUGGAUCUCCAGUGGCGGCCAAGAUGCCUCAUCCGUUGCGCGAGUCAACAGACCAGCAUUUGCUGCCAAGCAUUACUUACAGGCCUAUGCGAACAGCGCCGAGUCAGCCGCUUCUCUGAUUGCAUUGCUAAAUGCGCUCGUGGCGCCAACGGCAAGUUCACCAGACCACACGAUUGAUGAGUUACCCUUCCCGGAGAACCUUGGAGCACCACACCGUCAUGCUGGCAUUGAUGCUUAUGUCGAUUUUGUGUUGGACGCAGUCUUUGCGCGCAAAGCUGGAAGCAUGCUUGGUGAUGGAGAAAACAGCUUGAUUGCCAUUGUGCGGUACGAGUGCCUUCACUUCGCUUUUCAAUGUCUGUCGACCUUCAACGAAGAUCUUGUGCAGCUUGCCAACACCACACAAAUCAGCGUGGAGUCUACAAUGGAGACAAAGUCACUCACGACGUAUGCCCGCCUGCAUCCGUUCGCUCGAGUCAUGGAGUGGCUUUUCGACAAGAAUGUGAUCUCACAGAUGUUCCAGACGGUGCAACAGAACAUCGACGCACUCAAUAACGCAGAGCCAGAAUCUCCAGUGGUGAAGGCGACGUUGAAGGCAAUCCAGAUACUCAGUCUCGCAUGGCAAUUGCAGCCGACAUACUUCGACCUGGUUCGCCCUGCCAUCCUCUCACAAAAGACGAAAGCACAACCCGUGAGCUCGACAUGGACUUCCAUUGACGAGAUCUUCUUGACUUAUCUUCAUGCGAUUGUGGAUAUUGCCGAGUACACAGCGUGCAGGCAUGUCGAGAUCAGUCUGGAAUGUCUUCGCUUGCUCCAGCGCAUUGGCUCUUCUCGCAGAUUGACCGACACUGCCGAGUCUGGUGGAGCAACAAGACAUGGGUCACGUAUUGUCAGCGUGCUUGCACCAGGCAGUGCAUUGUUGACCAUGCAACUUGCCGAGGACUUUGUCAUCCAUGCGUGGGAUCUUGAACUGGACGAGGUUCCUCUGCAAGUGGUACGGGCGAAUGCUACGCUCGAUCUCAUGAACGGCAGCCUAGACAUCUCAAGCACGCGACCGGGUAUUGCACACUGCCUCCUCGGCUUCCACUGUCGCGACCGCGACGUUGACGUACUCCCGGCGAGCGUAUACUCUGAAGGCAGGUCUUUGUUUCAUGCGAUCGCAAAGUGUGCUACGGACGCGGAGCUUAUCACACAACCUGCUGGCAACACCUCUUGGCUUAUGGCGUUGAAAAGGCGAUGCCUGGAAGUGAUCUUGAAACUGGCCAUUGCACCCAUGACUUCACGUCUCGUGCAGCCUAAUCUACGCGCGAUGGAGUUCCUGCCCGCACUGUCAAGAAGACUGGCAACCACCCCUGCGGUUCCAUCUUGGGAUGGACUACCUUUACAGGAUGCUCGCGUGCUUCUCCAGAGUUCGUCCGCCGCCGUACGUGACUUCCUGUACAUUCGUGCGGGCUUCUGUCGUUUCGCGGCCGUUGAUCUGCGUGCGGCCGCUGAGCAGAGUGCCUUCUCCGUACAAGAUAAGAUCAUCAGUGCGCUGCUUGGAACUGUCAUUUCUCCCAAUGGCGAGGAAUUGCCUACUGUCUCCAUCUUCGAUCUCUUCGACUUCUUUGAUCUAGAGACGGCCGAUGCGUUCGUGGUGCCAUCAACCAAGUACUUUGACGACUUGGAUGUGUCAUCUUUUACCAAAGAUGAUGCCGAGCUAGGGCGAUCAUUCGACAUUAAUGUCACUGAAAAAGCUUUGGUGCUUCGAAAGCGUGAGUUGGUGAGCAAAGGAGACAUCAAAGAGCCUGCUGAACUCGAACAAGCGGAGAAUGAGAUGCGGGCAAUAUCAGCUGCCUUGGCUAGUCAAAGCAACUUCAUGGCAAUUCAAGUCGCUCGAUCAGCUGCACUGGAAGCCUGGACCGAAUUAGUAUCGCUCAUGGUUACAAAGGGAGCUCUCGAAACACCAAACCUGGUGGCCUUCUCGCUACAGGGCCUGCUGAUCGCGGCACCCAAAUACGAAAGAGCGCUUUCCGGCGAUCUCGAAUCGGCGGCUAUGCUGGCCAAGCUGGUCCUCACACUGACGCAUGCCAUCAGCCAUGCAUCACAAGACAGCUCCGAGCAAACUGCCAGCGUGGCCAUUGAACGACUCCUCGCCAUAUUCAGGGUGUCUCUCAAGGCAAUCACUGACAGUGCCACGAGCUUAGCGCUCCGCGACGUGGCGUACAGGACUACAUGCGCCAUCUUGGCCUCGCUACCGAAGGCUCCCAUCACGAGUCGUACCUCUCCGACCUCAAGCUCCAAGCAGCUAUUACAACUGGUCCAAAACACCGGCGAACGCCUCUUCACGGUCGUGACCGAAGACGCCUUCUCUGGUCGUGGCAUAACCCGCGUAUCUGCCCUUCUCUUCCUGGACAGCCUAGUCUCCCUCUACCAAAGCCUGAAAGUCAACACCUCAAUGCUCCGAGCCUUUACGAAGCUCAACUUUGUGCCUGUGCUCCUCGACACGAGCAUCGGCAACGUUGCAGCAGCCUUUAAGAGUGAAGAAGAGACUGUCGCCACACUGGCCUACUUUCACACAGCCAUGACUUUGCUCCUUCGAAUCUGCCAGACUGCGGACGGCACGCAGCUGGUCCUGAACUCAGGUCUUUUCCAGACUGUGGAUGAUAGCAAGCUAUUCAGCACGGAUCCCGAUCUUGGCCUGGAUAUUGAUAACCCGAAAGCACUGCAAGAGUUUUACGCCAUUCUCGCUGACACUUUACGGCUCAUCACAGCCGUGGCUGUGCAGAAGAGUCCGCAGCCGGCCAAGCUGUUCUUGCAGCAAAAUAGAUUUACAGUGCAGGCGAUCUUCAAGCAAGCGUCGAGAGGGCUGGCGCUUGAUGUGGCAGAGGAGUUGAGUAGGUUGAUACUGGCGACGGACUUCCUUGAUGACGAUCAGGCAGCGCCGGGCAGCACACGCGUGAAUGGUUUCACAUGA
Molecule: messenger RNA, 4914 nt
Organism: Fulvia fulva
Lineage: Eukaryota; Fungi; Ascomycota; Dothideomycetes; Mycosphaerellales; Mycosphaerellaceae
Product: Nucleoporin
Exons: 2
Coding region: 1-4914 (1637 amino acids)
Biological process (GO): nuclear pore organization
Cellular component (GO): nuclear pore inner ring; nuclear pore
Molecular function (GO): structural constituent of nuclear pore
Source: RefSeq, a predicted model, not a curated record